This is a messenger RNA of Carcharodon carcharias (great white shark), 1504 nucleotides long. RefSeq names its product regulator of G-protein signaling 9-binding protein. Bases 262 to 981 code for a protein of 239 amino acids. Gene Ontology annotation, cellular component: neuron projection; photoreceptor outer segment. Gene Ontology annotation, biological process: G protein-coupled receptor signaling pathway; detection of light stimulus involved in visual perception. The record is from RefSeq and is a predicted model, not a curated record. The transcript is spliced from 2 exons. NCBI's taxonomy places the organism in Eukaryota, Metazoa, Chordata, Chondrichthyes, Lamniformes, Lamnidae.
GUAUUAAGAGGCUCUGUAUUUGGUAUUUAGUCUGCAAGCAGACUGCGAACCGUUGAAGCUAUGCAGUGACUCGCUCAAGAAUAGCGAUUUCUAUUUAGAUUUGUGUACCAUAUUUUUAUGCUUUUACAUGAGGUGAUAUGGUUAAAACAAAGUUUUGCAAUCACUGUUGUAUGCUCAGGGCUUUUACGACACUAAAUCUACCCGCGACAACAGUCUAUAACAAGCGUAUCUGAAGGGAUCGCAGUUGAGUACAGUACUGAAAUGGUGAAGGACGAAUGUAAGACGCUCUUGGAUGCCCUGAACAAAGUGUCUGCUUGCUAUCGACAUUUGGUUAUCUGUGUUGGUGGGACAUCAGACUCUCAAAAUUUACGCGAAGAACUGAAGAAAACCAGGCAAAAAGCGCAGGUGUUGGCAAGUGCCAACAAAAACAAGCUAACAACAAUUUUAAAGGACAAAACUAUCAGCAAGGAUGAUCGAGCUGAAUUCGAACGGCUGUGGGUAUUAUUUUCUACAUGUAUGGAGAUCUUGGAGAUCGACAUGAGAAGAGCUCUGGAUCUGGGUCAGGAGUUUCCAUUGAAUGUUCCCACAAAACAUCUCAUCCAGACUGGGAUGAUUGGGAGAACAUCUGCUGUGGCUGCUCGUGCCAUAAGUGUUCAGAAUAUGAAGUAUGAAGAGGGCAACGACAUAGACACUAUCGAUCUGAACGAAUUGGAACAAGAUAUCAGUGAAGUCGGGGAAAUGAUAUUCGAGAUGGAGAUGAAGGUGAACGUACUUCAGUGGACAGUGGAAGCGAAACAAGAACCUGGUACUGAGCUAAAGUCAACCGUCAGUGCCGGCGCUUCAUCACUUGGCAUGAUAUCCGUACACGGUGAUGGCAACAAAAAGCUGUGCGACACCAAUAAGGUCUUUGCUGGAGCAAUGUUCAGUGCUGUGUUAAUAUUUGCCAUUGUUCUGGCUGUGUGUAUUGUGAAGUUUGCUUAACACCUCAAUGUUCACAUCCAGUUUAAUUCUGCCCAAGCAAAUAAUUUGGGGAAUUUGUUUUUUAAAAUGUGGGACCCAUAGCUUAAUCUAGUUUACUUUUUAUGAAUUGAACAGCAUUUUUCUAAAGGCAAUUAUGUAAACUGCUGGUCCAUGUUUACAUAGCAGUAUAUUUUGUUUUGGGAAAACAAUUAUAGCCCCAUCGGUGUUAUAUAUUUAUCUAUCUAGUCCUUUCUGCAGCGAGGAACAUUUUAUUUGCAGGUGAAGCAGCGUUGAAUGCAGUGUUUGUGUAUCUUGCUCCUAUUUGUGCCUCUGAGUGAUACAACAAAAUCAUUCCAGUAUGUCAACUGAAGUGUAUUCAUAUAGAAAGCAAUGUUUUAAGUGUUAAUGCCAGUAUUUUGUAGUAAACUGCAUAUUUUUACUAUGCACAGAUGGAGCUGAAAUGUACUGUACAGUAUUUAUAGUAAAUGUCAACUUUGAUAGCCAAUUGAAAUGUUAGAUCUUAUUAAAUUUUCUUUUCCACUGA